AUGCGUCACGUGCUAGGCCAUCACGAACUGUUUCCUAGCAAUCUGCAGCUCGAAGCCUCGCGAGAAUCCCUUCACACCAACACCACAGCACAGCCUUGCCCUCUCACCGCCGACGCCAGGAAUCACGCGCACAUCAGAAAGCAACUUCUUAGCACUCAAGGAUAUCCCAAUACUAUGGCGCUCAAGGCUCAAGCCGAAAGCAACGGCGCCGCCCCUCAAGAUGCGGAUGAAGCGCGGCGUACAUUCGGAGGCGACCUUUCGCCUGAGAUGCGCGAACGACUCCGGAAUCAGGAGAAAGAAUUUCAAGCUUGGCGCCGCAGCGGAGCAGGCGGCACCGACGGAAGCUGGAACACGUGGGUUGCGUUGAAGAGACGUGAGAAUCGAAACUCUGCGGCCAGAGACUACACCGAGGCAGGAGGUGCAACUGGAGGUGAAAAGCAAGUCAAGAGGGAGUAG
Fusarium fujikuroi IMI 58289 is the source of this 456-nucleotide messenger RNA. RefSeq lists its product as uncharacterized. The transcript has 3 exons. NCBI's taxonomy places the organism in Eukaryota, Fungi, Ascomycota, Sordariomycetes, Hypocreales, Nectriaceae. Bases 1 to 456 code for a protein of 151 amino acids. The record is from RefSeq and is a predicted model, not a curated record.